Columba livia (rock pigeon) is the source of this 4649-nucleotide messenger RNA. Its product is annotated as zinc finger protein 268-like. The transcript is spliced from 9 exons. Lineage: Eukaryota; Metazoa; Chordata; Aves; Columbiformes; Columbidae. Gene Ontology annotation, molecular function: RNA polymerase II cis-regulatory region sequence-specific DNA binding; DNA-binding transcription factor activity, RNA polymerase II-specific. The coding region runs from base 112 to 3450 and encodes 1112 amino acids. Gene Ontology annotation, biological process: regulation of transcription by RNA polymerase II. The record is from RefSeq and is a predicted model, not a curated record.
GGUGCCCGCUGCUGGCGCUCCCCGGUGCUGCCCCGCCAGGGGCUCCGACGGGGCUCCCGUCACCGGUGCCGGUGCUGCCGGUGCUCCCGGAUCCCGGCUCUGCCCGGGCCGAUGCUCCCGGUCCUGCCGGCGCCCGGUGCUGCCGCUGCCCGAUGCUCCCGCUCCCCGGUGCCGCCCGUUCCCGUUCCCGCCCGCCCGCUGCCGUCCCGCCCCCGCCGGCGCCUUCCGGCCCCGCCCCGGUCGUGGCUCCGCCGGCGCCAUCGCGCCGCUCCGUGCCGGGGCCUCCGCCACCGCCGCCGGCCCCGGGCAGAGAUGCAGCAGGAUGUGGUGACCUUCAAGGAUGUGGCCAUCUACUUCUCCCCCGAGGAGUGGGUCCGGCUGUCGGCGGGGCAGCGGGAGCUCUACCAGGAGGUGAUGCUGGACAACUACGAGUUGGUCACCAGCCUGGAUCGCGAGUCCAAGCUCCUCUACAAAAUGGAUCCCGAGGAGGAGUCGUGCGAGGGCGUCCCCUACAGCAGUGCCGACAGCGGAGCUCCGGACAGCUCCAGCACCUCUGCCUGCGGCGGGACUCCUGGCCAGGACCCAUCAGAGUUUGAGGACCAAGGACGCUGCGUCCUGCCUGCGUCACCAGCCGGAGCGGCCGAGGAGUCGGGGUACCCGCUGCUCUGCUCCCGCUGGUGUGACAUGGGGCUGGGGGCCUGGGCCAGGGACGCCCCCCGCCAGCUGCCGGGCUGGGAGCGGGAGGAGCGGCCCCUGGAGGUGUCGGGGGGCCGGGGGCUGCUCACCUGCUGCACCUCCAGGCAGAGCUUCGAGGACGAGGCCAAGCUGAGCGCGCACCAGCACGAACACGCGCGCCUGGCGCCCUCCCACCAGUGCGGCGCCUGCGGGAAGGCGUUCCGGCACCACCGCAACCUCCUGACGCACAAGAAGCACCGGGGCUGGCGCCGGCACACGUGCACGGAGUGCGCCAGGACCUUCUGCCUGCGGGGGGACCUGCUGCGGCACCGGGCCAGCCACGGCGGCGAGGGCCGGCACACCUGCGCGCUCUGCGGCGACAGCUUCCACCACAAGCGUGACCUGCAGGCGCACGGCAAGGAGCACGCCGGCCGCGCGCACCACCAGUGCCCCGAGUGCCAGAAGCGCUUCGAGGACGAGGCCAGCCUGAGCCGGCACCGCGCCACCCACUGCGAGGAGCGGCCCUUCCUCUGCGGGCGCUGCGGGCGCAGCUUCAGCUGGCGGGAGAGCCUGGUCAUCCACCAGCGCAGCCACGCGCAGGAGCGCGCCCACACCUGCCCCGACUGCGGCCGCAGCUUCAGCCGCAGCAGCAACCUGCUGGUGCACCAGCGCGUGCACACGGGCGAGAGGCCCUUCGCCUGCGCCCAGUGCGACAAGACCUUCGGCAACAAGGCCAACCUCAUCACGCACAAGAAGCUGCACCGGCGCUGCAGGACCUUCACCUGCGCGCAGUGCCGCCUGAGCUUCGGCUCCCGCAGCAAACUGCGGCUGCACCUGCGGGCGCACCGCGACGGGGACGUGGGGACCCUUGGGGCAGGGGACACUGGGGGGGGGCUGCCAGCAGUAGCUGUGGCUGCUCUGGCCGGGGUUCUUCUGGAGGGACCCCCGGGACCCCCGAGGAUGGAGAGCGAGGAGAAGCCGUUUGGGGGGGAUCCCCAGGACAUUGGGCCUGGGGGGACGCCUGACACCGGUGGCACAGGAAAGGGCUGUGCUGGCGUGAAGUGCGAGAUCGUGGUGAAAACAGAGCCGGAGGAUGAGUCCUACAUUGGGUGUCCCCAGGGCCUGGAUGCCACCAUUGCCGGUGUCCCCAGCAGCCCGAGCACUGGCACCAAGGCGGAGGUCGGGGUUAAACGCGAGCCUGAGGACGGGGCGUGCGGCGGUGCCAGCCCCAGCGCCUGGUGGGGGGACGUGCCCCAGCACCCCACAGCCUGCGACACCAAACCCGAGCUCAUCGUGAAGGUGGAGCCAGAGGAGGAGUCGUCCAUGGGGUGUCCCCACGGUCCGGGUGACCCCGGAGCUCCCGGCCACCACGUUGGCACAGGUGGCGAUGGUGCACGGUGUCCCAAGGAGGAGCCAGAGGAGCUGAAAGCGGAGGCGGCUGAGCUGGCGCCGGGGCCGGGGGAUGCCCUGGGGGGGUCCCGCAGGCCCCGGCCCCACCUCAGCCAGUGGACGGUGCGGCAGACGCAGGGCACCGUGGUUGAGCUCCGGCGCAGCCCGGCAGCGCCCGGGGGUCCGCCGGCCGUCAGUGAACGCCAAGGGCUCUGCCUGCAGACGGGCACAGCUCCGGCGGUGCCGGCGGGCAGCACGGGGCAGACCCCCCCAUCUGCACACAGGGCAGACGGCACCGUGACCCCCGGAGCUGAGCCGGCUCGGCGGCCCCGCGGCCACGCGGCCGAGCGUCCAUUCACCUGCAGCGAGUGCGGGAAGAGCUUCCAGCACCGGGGGAACCUCAUCACCCACCUGCGGGUGCACACGGGCGAGCGGCCCUUCGCCUGCACCGUCUGCAGCAAGAGCUUCAGCCAGAAGGGCGACCUGAUGCGGCACCAGCGCAUCCACACCGGCGAGAAGCCCUUCGAGUGCACCGUCUGCAGCAAGAGCUUCUGCUCCAAGCAGACCUUCAUCCUGCACCAGCGCAUCCACACCGGUGAGAAGCCCUUCACCUGCACUGAGUGCGGCAAGAGCUUCAACCGCAAGGCCAACUUCAUCACGCACCAGAAGAUCCACCGUGGCGAACGCCCCUUCAUCUGCGCUGAGUGCGGCAAGGGCUUCUGUGCCAAGAAAACCUUCAUCCUCCACCAGAAGAUCCACAUCGGCGACCGGCCCUUCGGCUGCUCCGAGUGCGGCAAGAGCUUCAGCCGCAACGGUGACCUGACGCGGCACCAGCGCAUCCACACCGGGGAGCGCCCCUUCGCCUGCGCCGACUGCGGCAAGAGCUUCAGCCACAACGGCGAGCUGAUCAAGCACCAGCGCAUCCACACCGGCGAGAAGCCCUUCACCUGCACCGAGUGUGGCAAGAGCUUCAACCGCAAGGGCACCCUCAUCACCCACCAGCGCAUCCACACCGGCGAGCGCCCCUUUGUCUGCCCCGAGUGCGGCAAGACCUUCAACCUGAAGACCACGCUGAUGAAGCACAAGCGCAUCCACACAGGUGAGCGGCCCUUCACCUGUCUGGAGUGCGGCAAGAGCUUCAAGUACAAGGGCAACCUCCGGACCCACCACCUCACGCACACGGUGGAGCGGGUCUAUCCCUGCACCGAGUGCGGCGAGGUCUUCCGGCACAAGAAGGAGCUGCUGGUGCACCAGGGCGCACACACCGAGGAGAGGAUCCUCUCCUGCUACCGGGAGGGAGAGUCCUUCGGCCCCUUCCUCCCCGUGCACCCGCUGCUGGUGUCCCGUGCGCAGCUCCCGCUGGAAGCCUUGUCCCAGUGCAAGUAGAGGGAGAGCCCGGCGUCCCGCCCGUGGCACAUGCCUGCAGCUGGAGCCACGGCAUGAGGAACAGUUCCAUCACUGUAGACCCAGACCUGUCGGGGCCGGUGGUUCCCCGGCUGUCGGACACAGUGGUUCGGUCCCAGUCCCCGGGGAGGGGGCACUGGCCGGGGUGGGAGCGGGAAUGCUUGUGGCGGCGCUGGAGGAGCUACCAGCUGCUCAUGGGGACAUGUGGUCAGGCUGGAAACUUGGGGCUGUGCUCUGGCACCGUUCCCAUCCCAGCUCACGGGGGAACUCGUCGUCCCCCACCCGAGGCUCGGCUGUCUCAUUUGUGCUUUCAAAACCUUUGAAAAGUGAAUUGCAAUGGGUAGAUGCGAAGAUUGGGAUCACCUUGUCUGUCCCCAGCACCGGGCUGUCCCCUCAGCGGGAUUUCUGUCCCCAGUCUGCUCCCCGACCCCGGUGCCACCCUCCCUGCCGCGGCGGACACGGAACCCCUUGUCUGUGCCGAGGGACCCCCGUUCAGCUGCUGGUUGGAAAGGGGCCAUUCUGAAGUGAGUGUUGUCAUUUCUCCCUGUCCCACAGUGGAUGCUGGACUCGGAGAAGCACCGACAGCUCCCCCAGCACCACACAGACCACCCUGCUGUGGGCGCAGCUGGUGCUGCGGUGCUCCCUGUGGGCUGGCUGACCCCGCUGGGGGCGGCUCAGCACCCCCUGUUGUUCCCCGCAGCCCCCAGCACCGUCACUAAGCCACGUUGGUGGGAUCCUUCCCUUCCUGCGCCCGCUGCGUGCCCGGGUUCGUUCCUCCAGCCGGGGUUUCUGCCAGGGGUGUUUCUGCAGGGGCUGUGGAGGUGAGAGGCCCCGGGGGCACCGUGGCCCCCCAGCUCUCUUCUCCGACUUGCCGUGCAGCUCAAUGCCACGCUCAUGGCUUCCUUGCCUCAGUUUCCCCAUGUGUGAAGGGGCGUAAAGCCACUUGCCAAAGCUGCCUGCCAGGGUGGGGGGCGGGUUAACCCCUUCCUGACCGCGUGGAGCCCUGGGGGAUGGCAAGUGCUGGGCUGGGGGGGGCUGGUACCGCCGCUGGGGACCAGGGGUGGCUUCAGUGACAUGUGGGAAUCCCUCCAGUGAGCCCUUGGAAUCAGCAGGUGAGCACCACGUGUAUUUAUAUCUCCAUUCUUUUCUAAUCUAGAAACCAAUAAAAAGUGAAAAGCAAA